Messenger RNA from Cucurbitaria berberidis CBS 394.84, 2901 nucleotides. RefSeq names its product HD-domain/PDEase-like protein. The record is from RefSeq and is a predicted model, not a curated record. Bases 1 to 2901 code for a protein of 966 amino acids. Lineage: Eukaryota; Fungi; Ascomycota; Dothideomycetes; Pleosporales; Cucurbitariaceae. Gene Ontology annotation, biological process: signal transduction. Gene Ontology annotation, molecular function: 3',5'-cyclic-nucleotide phosphodiesterase activity. The transcript is spliced from 6 exons.
AUGGAACAUGGCGCGUGCAAUGUCAUCUACAUUGACCGGCGGGCCAACGACGAGCAUGUACGGAAAGAAACCUUGUCCAAGUCGCUAGUUGCAAGGACGGGCACACAGAAUGCAGGGCAGAGCUAUUUUGUUUUGGGCAAGACGUCACCCCCAGAGGUAACUGACAACGUGGAGGCGAUAUUGUCCAUGUGCAACGAAGUACAUAUCUGCGGCUCUGGCAGAUCAUGUCUAUCCAAGAUUGCCAGUAUUCUCGAAUCCACAAAAGCCAACGUACCUACCUUUGUCAUAAUAGACAUUCCAUACGACCAAGAGCAGCGGUUAAAACGACUGUCCCGUGAGCCUCGCACGCCUUCGCCCACCUCUUCGCUCUUGAGACGGACAGACACAACCGAGCCCGAUGACAUAUAUGCCAUGCAGCUGCUUACGCACAUCUCCUCGGAGAUCUCGUCAAGAAACUUCUCAAAACUCGUCGUUCCCGUCGUCAUGUUGACAGGGCUCGAUCACGAUGCCUUUUCGACGACGCUUUCUUCACCCGGCCUCCACCCGUCGCAUCCACUCACAGACACGCUUCGCUUGACUCGCUACCUGGAUGCCGGUGCCGUUGACGUCCUCGCAAGUCCACUGUCCAAGGAGCGUAUACGCGGUUUAAUAAUACAUGCGUACCGGUUACAGAAAGAGUGGACGCGCGAAGAAGCAAGCUUUCUGACCACUAAGAGGAAUCGGAAGUUGUCUUGGGUCGGCGUCGACGAUACGAAACCCUAUGCCUAUCUGCGUGAGGCUAUGGUGUCCAACCUGAUGACUGGCAUAUGUAACCCGGAAACGGUUGGAGAAUCGCUCGAGCCAAGGGACUUCGACCUCGAUGAUGACCGAAGAGCUGUUGUGGAGGAACGGGUAGGCACCUGGGCUUUUUCCGCGCACGACUGUACCGACGACGAGCUCGUCUAUGGCGCCCUGGUCAUGCUCAGACAUGCGCUACAGAUGCCAGAGUUGGAAAAGUGGGCCAUGACCGAAGAUGAAUUGAUCGUGUUCCUCUUGGCUAGCCGUACAGCGUACAACGAGUUCGUCAAGUAUCACAAUUUCCGCCAUGUCGUCGAUGUUCUACAAGCCCUCUUCCAUUUCUUGGUCCGAAUCGGCACGUUGCCUCCGUAUCCGUCGAACAGUACCUCCACGUCGACUCCAAAAUCCCCAAUAGCCGAGCUCCUCAAGCCUUUUGACGCACUCACACUGCUCAUUUCCGCCAUUGGACACGAUGUCGGCCAUCCGGGUGUUAACAACGCUUUCUUAGUCGCGCUAAACGCACCGUUAGCCCAACUCUACAACGAUCGCUCCGUACUUGAAUCGUUCCAUUGCGCCGCGUAUUCACAAAUCCUACGCCGAUAUUGGCCCGCAGCCUUCGCCGACGCCGCGAUGCGGAAGCUGAUGAUCAACAACAUCCUUGCGACCGACAUGGGCCUUCACUUCAAGUACAUGAGUGACUUGGGAAGCUUGCAGCAAAAGGUGGCUCACGAAAAUGGCGUUCUUGAUGCCUGGAGUGUCAAGGUGCAGGAAGAGCAAAAAGACUUGACAUGUGGUCUUCUCAUCAAAUGCGCCGACAUUUGCAACGUUGCGAGAAAAUUCGAGACCGCUGCUCAAUGGGCUAACAUUCUCACGGACGAAUUCAGUAAUCAAGGGCUCAUGGAAGAAGAAUUGCAAAUGCCAUCGUGCCUCUUUGGCGGCCCCCCUGUUCGGGACGACAUUAUCAAGCUCGGGGAGUCUCAGAUCGGCUUUAUGAACAUCUUCGCCCGACCACUUUUUGAAGCCGUUACCGAUAUCCUACCGGCAAUGCGCUUUGCCGUAGACGAGAUUUUGGCCAACAAGGCGGUCUGGGAGAAGAAGAUCGACGAGGAACGCCAGAAGAACAGAAAGAGACCCGAUUUGACUCUUGGCGUAUUGGCUCCAAGCUACUCUGUUGACCCGACCCCAAGCCCGCAUUCUAGAGGUCCAGCGAAGCCGGGUGCGAGUGUCCCCGCAUUACCGACCGUUCAGAAACCAACUCCAACCACCUCUCCAGGGGAAGCCGAUCGCCGCGGUUCUACUGGUUCAUCGCAGACUGCCUUGUCCGGGUCACAGCGAACAUCGAUAGUUGUUGAUAAAGGCUCGCGGCGGUCUUCGGCUACUGGUGUACCGGGACAACGAGCUUUGGUGUCGCGCGAGAAUCAGAGUUCGUCAAGACGAGGAAGUGGGGAUCCUAGUUUGACAGCGAUUCUUGUCACGCACACCCCAAACGCGUCUGACUCGACCCCAAUAGUAUCGUCCCCAUGCCCUGAGGAUCGCUCAAGAGGGGAUCGCAAAGACACGCUAACGAGCUCAUCUACCAAAAAGAAGGACAAGGACCUUGGCAGACCUGUCACGGCUCCUUCUCAAGCCAGACGUAGUCAUGUCGUCAAUCUCUAUCCAGUACCGCAACCAUCGUCGCAGAGUCAUUCUUCCCAGGUCGAUCUCUCCCAUCCUACCAACGGCAACUUCGAUGGCUCGAAAAUGCCACAGUGGGACAACAACAAAAUGAGUGGCGACAGCAAUGCCACACGAUCAGAUGCGUCUCGCAAUUCUAGUUGGUGGCGACAAAUGAGUUCUCGACGCGGGACGCGGGAUGUCAGAAAUGGCGACGCAGAUGGCCGGGCUUCCCAUAAGGAGGGUAUGCUCGACACUUUCCCCUCAAACACGGAUUCAACUACCACAUCACCUACCUCUACUAGUCCCGGCAGAAAGACCACGUCAGGCAAGAUUAAGAAUUUCUUCAAACGAAAACCUAGUGGCAGCCAUAAGGAGCAUGACAAGCAGCUUUCUAGCUAUGGCAGCUCCUCUCAACUUCGAACCCCGCAGACUAGUGACCCUGGGCGUUCACUGAACAGCGACGACUGA